GAGAGUGGGUCAUCAGCUGCAGCAGUCAGGUGUGGUCGGCGGGGAGACAUUCCGACCGGAGCGGUGAUCUAGCGGACUCCGCCGGGACAAAAACAACGUCCUCCACAGAUCUAUGAACAUGACCCAGUGACAGGGCACCAGGUACACCCACGUGACCAAACACCUUUUAAACCUGGGCUAAAGAAGCAAGAAACAAGAACCCUCCUCAUGUCGUGAAACAGGGAACGGUUGACUUUUAACCCAACCACCAGAGGAACUGAAGUGAAAAUAAGGGAUCAGCUUAAAGGAACCUCAGCAGAUGUAACCACUACUGAACUGGAGUGAAAAAGAGGAACGUCUCAGUUUCUCACUUCUUUUUUCAAAAGGGAUGGAGUUAAAGAGUGAGCGGUGGAAGAGUUAAGGGCAGUAACUGGCAAUAACUGGAUUUAUGAUAAGCUGUCAAGUCACCCGUCCAUUUUGGCUGCCAGAGCGACAACCACAAAAUGCCAAAUCCCCCUAGCAUGGAGACUUGUAUGUGUUGCUUCAAGUGUUUCAAUAAAUAGACCUCUGUGAAGACAUUACAUUCAAUGUGGGACUGUAUCCAAAAGAGAAACGAAGGAGAGUCCACACUGCACUGACAGACCUGUGAAUGUGUAUGUAAAAAUCUAUGAUUCGUCUCAAGUCGGAAAUCCCCCGCUGGAGUGUCAUUGGGUGGAACUGGAACUAAGGUGGAACUGCGCGGCAGCUCUCGGCCAUCAAGCAUGAAUCAUAGAUGCAGAAAUCUCCAGAAACACUUCAUUUUCUGCUGCCUGCUGCUUUCACUGUGAAUCCAAAGAGAAUGAUGUGAACAUCUGAACUUAAACUCAGAGGAUAAACCACAACUUAAAAGUGCAGAGAUUCAACUGGAAUGUGCUCUUAUAUGCACGGGGAUGCCUACAAUUUUGGGAGAAACUCUUGUGCUACUAUGAGCUUGUAGCAUUAGGAGGAAAAACAAACAAAACAAGGGAAAUUAGGAAUAUUACCUUCUCCUAUGAAACUGAUUUUACUUGGAAAAACAGUAAGAGGCCUCCUGGAUGGCGGGGAAGGACUACAAUCAUCUCUUUAAGCUGCUCAUCAUUGGAGACUCCAAUGUGGGGAAAAGCAGCCUUCUGCUCCGCUUUGCAGACAACUCCUUCUCUGGCAGCUACAUCACCACCAUCGGUGUGGACUUUAAGAUCCGAACAGUUGACAUCGAUGGAGAGCGGGUUAAACUGCAGAUCUGGGACACAGCGGGGCAGGAGAGAUUUAGAACCAUCACAUCUACCUACUACAGAAACACCCACGGUGUCAUUAUUGUUUACGACGUGACAAAUCCAGAGUCAUUUGUAAAUGUUAAGAGGUGGUUAAAUGAAAUCUCCCAGAACUGUGACAACGUCUGCAAGAUCCUGGUGGGAAACAAAAAUGACGACCCUGCCAGAAAACAGGUGGAUACCCAGGAUGCUAUGCGUUUUGGGGAGUCGGUGGGAGUUCGGGUGUUCGAGACCAGUGCCAAAGAGAACAUAAACGUAGAAGAGAUGUUCAUGGCCUUUACCCACAUGGUGCUGCGGGCCAAGAAGCAGAGCCAGAACAGAGCCGAGAGGGAACGAGAGCGAGAGAAGGACACUGUCAACAUCAAUGCCCAGAGAGACCGAGACCGAAGAAAGAGAGGGAAGAAAUGCUGCUGAGCCCCAAACAGACGCCACAGCCACUCAUCGCUCAUCGCUUACACAAAAAGCAUUUAAACAAGAUUGGGAAAACGUGCCUUAGGAAAUAAAAGUGUUCUGUGUUUCAAACUGCAGAUCUGAAUGUUUGAAACUAUGCCGUUCACUAUUUACUAUGCUAGGUUACAAACCAACAGGCUGCAGGUUGUUCAGGUCGGUUGUGAAUGGAACAGAGGCAAAAGGAUUUACAGUCUGUUAGCACUGACUGUGUUCAGCAGCUUUGAGGUUAUGUAAGUUAAAGAUCAAGGAUCAUUCUUGUGUUUUUUUAGUUUUUAAGCCCAUUUAACUACAAAGCAGAUUUGCUGUAGUGUUUAAGAGUUUGGCUUCUCUGGCAGUGGGGCCUCAUGAUGGAGAGGUUGGUUGUUCCCUCCAAGACAUCUCUGCAGCUAACUGCCCAGAUCACCAUGAAAAUGCCUGUUAUUCAUGGUCCCCAUAAGAUGAAUUAGUGCGCAAACACAAGAAAUCUGUUGCCAUUGAAAUUACAACACAGACUCUUUUAGCCCAACUAGCUACUAUAAGGCUCUAAUAAUGGCUAAAUAUUGGUGUGUUUGUUACAGGGGUGCAACUAAUAGUUGUUUUUAUCAUCUUUGAACUGGCUGACUAUUUUCUUGAUUAAUAAUUUUGUCCAUAAAGCAUCAGUGAAAAAUGUCCAUCACAAUUUCCAGGAAGCCAAGGUGAUGCCAUUAGAUGUCUCUUUCUUUCUUUCUUUCUUUCUUUCUUUCUUUCUUUCUUUCUUUUAUUUUUUUUAUCAUACAUGCAGUCCAAAACUCAGACAUUUGGUUCAAGACAUUUCAACCAGUGUUAUGCCUAUAUUCAUGCUUGCCUGAGGAUGCAUCCUAAUAGUUUUGGUUAUCUCCAACCUUUCUUUGCUGCCAACAUUAAACUUUCAAAUUGAACACAAGAUAUCUUAAAAUUUAUUGGGCAGAUUAAUUUGAAUUUAGUGAGCUGCUUCUUCCAUAGAGGAUGAACCUCGGGACCCUGUCUUAAGUGCCAUUCUUGGGGCAAACUUCAGAUUUUUAGCCUGUCUGUAUUGUAUUUGUACUGUGGUGUGGGAUGAACUCCAUGACAUGUAGGGCCCACUGUCUUGUAAAAAAAAGUGUUUUCCCCCAUCCAGGCAGCCACCAGUUUUAGCUUAAACAUGAGAUCCUGCUUAAGGCAAUCCAUCACAGAACGUCAUGCAAAAGUGAAAAGUCUGCACUUUUUCCACAAACUAGUAUCAUAACAGAGCAGAUAUGAUGUAAAGUAACUCAAGUUUCAAGACACUGCAAAAUGAGUUUAGUAUUGUAGUGAUACAAAUAGAAUACAACUGCUGCCUGAAAGGCUGAUAAAAACAAAAAUCUGCUUUGAAAUAUAGUGGUGAGGUAUAAAGUGUAUGUGAUUGUGGUGAGUGAGCUAAAACAUGCAAAAAAAUCUGUUAUGGUCCUCUGACUUUGCACUAGUGAACCACUGUUAUGUGCCGAUGUUAGUAAUUUUGUUCUUUUUUUUUUAUACAGUUAACGCAUUUUACCACUGAAAGGGAACUGGUCGCAGUUGUUACUAAAUUGUAACCUUGACACACUAACUGGUGUGGUGAGUGCAGUCCAAUGUAUGUAUGCCUUAUUACAGUUAAAAUGAGGCCAGUAACAAUUCAAGAUACAAAAUGUGUGUAACCUCAACACAGUACAUACCCAAAAUGUUCAAGUCAUGAGUAUGUUGUUGUUUUUUUAAUAUAAAUCUCUGUUGCCUAGCAAAUGUGUCCAAAUCCAAAUAAAGCAAUAAAUCAAGA
Messenger RNA from Epinephelus moara (kelp grouper), 3483 nucleotides. RefSeq names its product ras-related protein Rab-35. Gene Ontology annotation, cellular component: plasma membrane; endosome membrane. The transcript is spliced from 7 exons. The record is from RefSeq and is a predicted model, not a curated record. Lineage: Eukaryota; Metazoa; Chordata; Actinopteri; Perciformes; Serranidae. Gene Ontology annotation, molecular function: GTPase activity; GTP binding. Gene Ontology annotation, biological process: endocytic recycling. Bases 1053 to 1682 code for a protein of 209 amino acids.